Molecule: messenger RNA, 3450 nt
Organism: Lagopus leucura (white-tailed ptarmigan)
Lineage: Eukaryota; Metazoa; Chordata; Aves; Galliformes; Phasianidae
Gene: CUNH18orf63
Product: chromosome unknown C18orf63 homolog
Exons: 12
Coding region: 1-2250 (749 amino acids)
Source: RefSeq, a predicted model, not a curated record
AUGUCACCACCCGACAGACAGCACACCGCCGCGACUCACCACAGCCCCGCUCUCACGCGCGGACGCCAAAUACAGCCCCGCCAACAGCCUAUCACCACCCGCCUCCCCCCUCCACUUCUUGCUCUCUCAUUGGCGAAAGGAUGUGGGGUGUGCGCUCCAGGUCUCCUCCUCCCUGGGCGCGAUCGGCGCUCUGCGCGUGACUCGGUCACGUGCGCCGCCUCCCCUCAGUCAGCCAAAGGCGUGCGGACUCCUGCCCGCUUAUCUUCCCCUCAGGCCACACUCCGCUGUGGCUGCUCGGGCGGGAGGCGCUGUUGGCGCCGCGCUGUGGCCCGCCUGCCCACCGUUCUGAGGGGUCAGGAGCUGUUCCCUCGCCUUCUCUCGGCUGCGAUCUUCCACACACAGUUGCCCUGUUUUCCUUCAGUUUUAUUUGAGAUACCAUUCUACAAAUCAGGAUUAUGUGAAGCAUAUGUAGAAAGACAAGGAGCUACUCUGGCAGCACCACAAAAAGUUAAUCCAGCCAUCCUCCAAAACUGUCUCUCCUACACGCUCACAGCCAGACUUACGCCUAAGUGGAACAAGGCUGGUCAUCUCCUGGUGCAAGGAAGAGAUUUUUUGUCUCAAACAGGAAGGCAAAAUGCAAUUGUUCUAGACAUCAAUGUAUCAGAAAAGCAGCUUUGCAUCAGUGUGGAGGCUUGCUCAGUCCGGUUACCACCCCCCGAGCUGGAAGAUUUUGAUAUUUCGGCUAACACCAUAAAGCUGUUUGAAAGCAAUGAAAACACAGUUAUUGAUGGUCAUUCCAUAUUAACUAACUGGUGCUAUGUUUUGCCAAGCAUGAAAAUGGGUCAGAUCAUAAACAUCAGCCAUAGAAUUCCUCCAGGAUCUCCUUUCCACUCAUAUGAAGAAUUUCAGAUGCACUGGAAGAAUCUGUAUGGAUAUAUUCUUCCAGAGAAUACUGAGGGGAGAGAAAUAUACUUGAGUGUUUACUUCAAGCCAAUAGGGGAAAGGUUAUUUACGUACCCUCUAAGAUGCAUUCGGAGUCAUCCAGUGCAGUAUUUCCCUAGAACAGAUUCAGAAAGUGUAUUGAAUUCUUUUAUUUCUGACGCAAAGGCUAAGUUUUCACAUCUGUGUGGAUUUCCAGUAAGGAUGUCAAGCAAAGCACUUUAUGCUACACAGGAACUCUCCCGAACCCCAGUGUGUGAAAUACAGUCUGAGUCUAUGAAAUUGGCUGGAGAGAUGGUUUGUGUAGUAUCCCUGACCCAAACACCUCCAAGGAAACAGGCUUUGGCUAGCUUUUCUUCCUCACGCAGUAAGGAGAACAGCCACUGGAUGGAGCAUUUGAUCAAAGAGCCAAAACCGCACACUUUCUCAAGUAGCAAGAAAAGUGCAGAAGAGAUCAGCGUUGAAGCAACUGAGAAAUUAAUCAGUAAGCAAAUACCUGGAAUAUCAGAGCUACCGCUUUGGAAGUCCUUAGGAGUGCCUGGAAGCUCUGCCUUUAAACACCCUCCAAAAAAGAUUAGUAAGAUUAUACCAAUUUUCAAACGAAGGUUGACACAGAUGAAUGGAAACACCACAAAUCAAACUGAUGGGAAGGAAAGAAAAAAUGUUGAAAGACAAUCACUGGUAAAAUGUGCUAGAUCUACUAUGUUGACUGCUUGCAAGUCCAGCUUAGCUGGGGUUUAUAAGACUGCUACUCACAGCAGCUCACUUCAGACAAUUACUGAGAAAGCAUGUAUAAAACAAGAUGUAUCUGUAUUUCAGUGGAAAACAGAGUCUAGUGGACAAAUGAUUAAUUCUGACUCUUCCAGUAACUCAGCUGCAGGUUGGAGUUCGUGUGAAGUCAGUCACAAUAAGGCAAACUCUCCUUCACUGCAUAAGAAUGUUAGGUCAGCGCUUCAGAAAUCUGAUAUCAGUCCAAAACUAAAUACAUUUGCAUCUUCCACUUCCAAUUCAAGAGUGAGAAAAAAUUUUGCAAGUCAAAAUACCAUACAAGUUCUUAGGAAACAAUGCCAGUCGAAGAAAGUACAUUUGCAGAAUUGUAAAUUAGAGAAUGAAGUGAGAAAUUCCAGUUUAUUACAGCAACAAACAAAGAAAUCAAAUGAAGGACGAGGGUUAAAUAUUCAUGAAUCCAUCUUAAAUGAUACAGUGUGCAUUGCCAAAAAUGAUGAAAGCAAAGCAUCCUACUGUUCUAAGAACUGUAUUGCUAAGACAACCUGUCUUCCUUCCAACUCUGUCUGUGAACAGGUACAGUAAAGAACAGUCACUAUCACUGGUUCUCACAAAAUAAGCAUAUUCUGAAACAACACUGAGCGAUAACGAGGGUGACUUUCAUCAUGUUCUGCCAUAAUUCUCAAUAUAAUUGUCUAAAAUUAUCUAAAAUUUCUACCACACGUAUUAAUGUUUUGAACCAGUGUUGUUCUGGAAGGGAAGAUGAUUUACUUUGACCUCUGAGACAGACAGUUUUUUUUUUUUUAAUUUCAGGCUUUUAAGGUGGAAUAACUAGUUUCAAUUUCUUUAAAACUGUCUAUCUAACUUUCUAUCAGUCUAUCAAGAUUUGUUUAAGGGUGAAUUUUUCAGUGUUCAGUCACUGUAAAACCAUAUCAAUGAGCAGUCUCUGGAAGGAAUCUCAAACCUCAUUGUUUGUGUGGUACUGACUGCAGAGUAUAUAAAGCAGUGCUCUGUUAGACGAACAUGGAAGGUUUUGCAAAUAUGAGUUUAAUCUAAAUUUUGCUAAAAGUACAAAUCACAACACAAAGGAUUCCUCCUUGGUAUAAGGAAAAUAAUCUCCAGAGUGAGUGUAGUUAAGCACUGGAAUAAGUUGCAUGAAGAAAUAGAACUAUUAUCUGUUCAGUUUGUUAAAACAUGACUGGGUGAGGCCCAAAGUAAUGUGAUCUAACUUUGAAGUUAUCACUGCUUUAAGUAAAAGUUGCAACUAGAUGACCUCAAGGCAUUCUCUACAAUCCUAAUUUUCUGUGAUUCUUACUGUAUUUUGAUAAUACAAAUAGCUAAGCUGAUUUUAGUACAAUUUUUAUGGGAAUGAUGUCCUGCAGAUAGGAUACAUGGAUGAAAUGUGUUGUGCUUCUGUUUUCACCUAUAAAAUGUGAUGUGUUAUGUCCUGGCAUUUUUUACCGUUCCAUGUGCACAGUUUUUUAGACUUGUUAGUUCCUAAGUGCCAAACCACUGGGAACUAAGGGGCAUAAGAUUUUUUUUGCCAUCUAACAGACACAUUUUAGCUUCUAGAGUGACAAGACAUGAAGCAAUUUCUAAACAGGGUAAGUCAGGAUAUCAAGAUGAAACCUGGUUUGAGGAGUAGUGAGAUUAUAAUUCACGCUGCUAGUGGUAGACAUUACAAAUACUUGUUGGUGAGAUCUGAUUGACAAAAUACUGUUGGUGGGUUGUUUUUUUUUCCAAUGAAUGUAUAACCUUCCAUACUUUAAGAUGUCAGAUAUUUGU